CUUUCUUUGUUGAUAAAAGGAUCUCUCCCCGAUUUCUUCACACAUCACUCGACUACUGCUGCUGAACUGAAGCGGCAUACGGUAGUCGACGACGAUGCACGCGCCGAUGUUGAUCCUCCUGCUGUCGUCGAUCGCCGCGGCGGACGCGGCCGGCAUCGGCGUCACCUACGGCAGGCGGGCGACGAGCCUCCCGCCGCCGGCCGACGUCGCGCGGUUCCUCGCCCGCGGCACCGUCCUCGACCGCGUCAGGCUCCUGAACGCCGACCCGCUCGCCCUGCGCGCCUUCGCCGGCAUGGGCCUCGCCGUGGACGUCACCGUCCCGAACGCCCUCGUGCCGCGCGUCGCCGACAGCGUCGCCUUCGCUCGGCAGUGGGUGCGCGACAGCGUCGCGCCCCACGCGGCGGCCGGGACCAACGUGUCGCGGAUCCUCGUGGGCCGCGACGUCAUCUCGCAGGCCAACCGCACGCUGCUGCUCUGCCUCGUGCCGGCCAUGCAGAACCUGCACGCGGCCCUGCUCGCCACGUCGCUGCACCGGCAGAUCAAGGUCUCCGCCGCGCACUCCCUCGGCGUCCUCGCCGUGUCCACGCCGCCGUCCGCCGCGCGGUUCCGUGAGGGGUACGACGCCGCCGUCGUCAAGCCGCUCCUCGCCUUCCUGCGCGCGACGGGCGCGCCCUUCAUGGUGAACGCGUACCCGUUCUACGGCCUCACCAGCGACGCGGGGCUCGACUUCGCGCUGUUCAGGGUGGGCGCCGAGGGCGUCACGGACGCCGGCACCGGGCUGGUGUACACCAACGCGCUGGACGCGCAGCUCGACGCCGUGCACUCGGCGAUGGAGCGGCUCGGCUUUGGUGACGUCGACGUCGUCGUGGCCGAGACCGGGUGGCCGUGGGCCGGGGAGGACUGGGAGGUCGGCGCGGGCGCGGACCACGCCGGGGACUACAACAGGAACGCCAUCCGCCACCUCGGGUCCGGCGUGGGCACGCCGCUCAUGCCCAACCGCACCUUCGAGGUCUCCAUCUUCUCCCUCUUCGACGAGAACCUGAAGCCCGGCCCGAUGUCCGAGCAUCACUUCGGCCUGUUCCACGCCGACAUGACGCCGAUCUACGACGCCGGGAUCCUCACCGCUCCGGAGUCCGUUGGGCCGGUGAGCUCCAAGGUAACACCGGCGGCGCCGGCGCCGGUGCCAGACGCAGGAGCGGCGGACUCGGGCGGUCGGCACUGGUGCGUGCCGACGCCGGCAGCGGACGCGGCGGUGCUGCAGGAGAACAUCGACUUCGUGUGCGGAGGGGGCAUGGACUGUGGUCCGAUACGGCCGGGCGGGCGCUGCUACGAGCCGGACACGGUCCAGGCCCACGCGGCGUACGCCAUGAACCUCUAUUUUCGGAGCAACGGGCAGCACGCGUUCGACUGCGACUUCGGUCGCACCGGCGUCGUCACCACCGUUGACCCAAGUUUUGGAAGUUGCAACUUUACAUAGAGGGCGUACUGUACUUGGCAAGAAGCGACAUGACUUGUCAUUGUGUUUGGUGUCCAGCAUGUUUCUCAUGCAAAUUUGUCUGUCAAAUUAGAAGACGAAAGAAACGAAACUGCUCUAUGACAAAACAUGGACAAUGUGUGGACGACAACAAAUCCAACUGCCGUUGCACCGCUGUGGGCAUGCAUGUGUGCGGCCAGAUUAUCACUGUCGUUCAUGAGUUGUCUGAUUUUGUCGUCCGUAUAGCAAUGUUGUGAAACAAAAUGUUUUUAGAACCUUAAAUUGUUGCAUGGUUACAUCUGG
Triticum dicoccoides is the source of this 1777-nucleotide messenger RNA. RefSeq names its product glucan endo-1,3-beta-glucosidase-like. Gene Ontology annotation, biological process: carbohydrate metabolic process. The record is from RefSeq and is a predicted model, not a curated record. The coding region runs from base 95 to 1477 and encodes 460 amino acids. Lineage: Eukaryota; Viridiplantae; Streptophyta; Magnoliopsida; Poales; Poaceae. Gene Ontology annotation, molecular function: hydrolase activity, hydrolyzing O-glycosyl compounds. The transcript has 3 exons.